UUCUUGCUUUGCUGCCCAACGUUUCAGAGUUAAGGAAGCAUUUUGAAACCUCAAACAACAGUAAUCCAGAAAUGAAGAGGAAAGAGAGGAUUGCGAGACGGCUAGAAGGUAUAGACACCGAUGUGCCAACCGCUCUGGCUACAAGCAUGGAAUACACACCUGGCUCAGUGACCAAUCGACUGCUGGAGGAAGAUAUUCCACGAUAUACACGUGCUUCAGACUCUGUUGAACCAGUAAGACACUACAUUCAAGAUGCGAUGGAGGAUUUAGAGAGACAAACAAGGCCGUCCAGUGCACAAUUUACUAUCCAUACCGACUCAACUCCCAACCCUGGAGGGUCAGACGAUGCCGGCCUCAGUUCCAAAGCCGAGCGCAUCGCCCGCUACAAAGCCGAGCGUCGGCGACAGUUGUCGGAACGUUACGGAAUCCUCCUCGACCAGGAAUCGGACUUGGAUUGCGCGCCGAGAUACACGCGGGCACGCCGAGAGUCUGACCUUAUGCCCAAACAAGCUAAAGAUGGGCGUGGACAGAAACAGGAACCUCUUCGAGAGGAAGAGAGGAGGCGUGAACGAAGCACCCGGAGGCCGCAAUACAGCAGCUCGGGCGUGGGCCGGGUUUCCAUGUCCACAAAUCCCGGACCUGAUCCUGGUCCUCCUCCACCCAGGGAGCGAACAGGUUCUUUUACUUCAUCUAGGAGCGUAGAUGCAAGGCAAGAGAGUGAGAAGGCCAUGAACUCGGAGAACUACCGGAGAACACCAGACAGGAGCCAUAGGCCACGUACACAAGAAGCCCCACCCACUGAGGAGAUGCCAGUUCAGCCAGUCAGAGGUGUAGCAGCGGUGUCCAGGUCACCACGCGUUGCCCGCCGGUCCUCUCUGCCGUCCACACGCCAGGGCAUCUCUCCAGGAGAUAUGUUCUUUGAGCAACAGGCACAGAACAUCCUCAGUCGACAAGGGGGUAUCCAACAACUCUCUCAAAUGUAUAGAAUACCUCAACAGUCGCAAGUUGGAGAAAAGAGCUUUCAACAAUCAAUGCCUAUGACUAUGGAUGCUUCACAACCUGAACUAAGAUAUAUACACGCCCACCAACCUGCAGAUAUGGGCAGCGCCUAUCACCAACCUGUUCAGCAACAUCCACUUAAAUAUGAGCAGAUCUUACAUGCAUCUCCAUCAUUUGCACAGCCUCAACAGUUUGUCACUGGGUAUACUCCCAGUCAGCCUCCACCUUAUGGUCGUAUUGAAGAACUCCAUCCUGCUUAUGGCCAAGCUCCCCACCAUGGCCUUUCCUCCCGACCUAGCCAGCCACCUCCUCCUUUGAAAGACAAUAUUGCCUGUUCUUCACCCGGACCUCCAAAAUCGCAUGAAUCUUCAGACCGGGGCCAUGCAGACAUACCUAGAUUGACACCCAUCGGUAGGGAAGGCGUAGAGACCAGGCGAAGAGCCAGUAGCGAUCAAAUUCAGCUCGUCCAAAGGGAGGGCCGAACGGUAUCCAGAACAGACCAGGCCUCGAGCCUUCUGCGAAGCAAAAAGGCUGUCCUGCCUUCUGAAAUCCGACGCCGGGAGAGGAGUGUGGAUGACACCAUGCAAAGAGGCACUGAGGAAUCUUCGGAGGGCAGAAGAAGCAGGAGGAUCAGUGCAUCAGACGAGGGUUCGGGAAGAGGAAAAGUCUGGGCAGGACAGUUGGAUGAAGGGCAUGGUAGAGGUAGAAGCAGGGUUAGAAAUGUUGAACCAAGUGAAGGUCAUGAUGAAAGAAGGGUCAGUCCACUGGGUGAGGAAGGAGGUAAAGGAGAAAACAGAAUGCAGAAAAAGGCAAGCCAAGAGAGUGAAAGAAAUGACAAGAGGCAUGAUGGGAAGACAGGCAUGAUUAGUAUAAGUGACCAGAGAAGGGUAGAUUCGUUAAACGAGAGAGAGGGGUGGGAUGGAAGUAAAACAGACAUGUUAAAGGAAGUUCAGCAGCAUAGUGUAAGGCAAGUUGAUGUGAACAUGGGUCAGUUUGAAAAACAAUUACAAACAGAUAGUAAGCAAAUUAGACAAAUUGAUGACCAAGACAAGCAGGUUGAACGCUGGACAAGCAGAUCAGAUCUGCCAGUAAGCCGGACUGAAAAAAGGUCUAGUCAACUUGGACAGAGGAUUGCACAGCCUGAUAGGAUGACCCCAAAAGAAGGCAGGAUCAUAAAACAGCUGGAUGAGUUAGAAAGUGAAGAAGGUCAAAAAUGUGUCCAAAAAGAGAUGUCAGAAUCACAAGGCAGGCGAAGGAGGUCCAGCCAGCCGGAGAAUGACGAGGCGCAUGUCAGGCGUAGAAGGCUGAGCCAGUCCGAAGAUGAACCCAAAGGACGUCGGGUACGUAGAAUCAGUCAGUCAGGUGGACAGGCAGAAGUAGAAGGAGACGAUGGAUUGGAUCCAAACCUCUCAGAAGCCAUGGACACCACACCCCCACAGCAGCAAAAGCCAGAUGACCCAUCUCCACAUCACAGACUGGAUGAAAUCGGUGGCUACCUACAAAGAGGAUCCUCCCUCCCUCAAGCGUGUCACAAAGGAAGCAGAGAUGGGAAUGAUCUCAAGCCAAAAUCUAGGAAUCGCUCUAUGUCCGAUAUCGGACUAGCUCAGCGCUCAGCCGCAAUCCGGCGUCUCGAUCGCGCCGUAAGUCGUGAAUCUCUGACAGAACUGGGGUACAACACCAGGGAGACGGGUGCUGCCAGUGGCGAAGGUGGUGCCUUGGAUACAAGAGUUUCUGUGGCAAAGCUCAGACAUUCUUACCUGGAGAAUGCCUCGGGACGCCAGCCUGAACUUGAGUCUAAGAUAGACCAAACUUCUAUGGAGACUGAUCCAGAGGCGGUUGUCGACAAUGAAAGAAGACAACGUCGACCUAAGAGGUAUAUCCAGCCUGGUGAUGAUCGGAAGUCAUCUGAAAGGUUUAGAACACAGCCGGUGACAUCGGCUGAAAGACUGCAAUCUGAUAGGUUGAUUGAGCUACAGAGGGAAGAUGUGGAUGAAGAAAAGUUGGAUGAGCGAGCAAAGAUGAGUGUUGCAGCCAAGAGGUCCCUCUUCAGGGAUCUUGAGAAGGCUGGAGAAGGCGGCGUUCCCAAACCUCGCUCUCGUAAUGCCGCCGUUGAGCGAAGACUUAGGCGUGCACAGGACCGCUCGAGAACUCAGCCCGUCACCCCAGAGGAGGUGGUCACUGCUGCAACUUCUACUGCUCCCUCCUCCCAAAUGAUUACUGUCCAAACUACAACCCCCAGAUUCCCCAGCCCUACUGUAGUCAGCACCACAACAACUAACUUCAGCGUGCAGCCGUCCUCGGCCCCUGACUCAUCACGGGAGCAGGAGAAGGAGGUGCCACCCAGAGGAGUGCAUUCAGAAGAAGGGGCUGAAAAAGAGGAGCAGGACCUAUCGACUCUGAGCCUGUCUGAGAAAAUGGCUCUGUUUAACCGCCUCUCCAAACCUCCUGCACAAAAAGAAGAGUCUACAUGUACCGAACCACGCACGCGCAGGAGCAACGCCCGCUUCCAAACACAGCCCAUCACUGUAGGAGAGGUGGCACAGGACCUAAUGCAGGAUAUAGAUUCAUCAGGUCAUACAGUCUCUGUACCAAUACCUAAUGGUUCCCACAGUGACCAACUGCAGGAUAGAAGUCAGAAGUUGGAGCCCCUAUCAGCAGCGUUGGUCCAUUCCGUCGCCGCGGUCACCGCCCAGGCUUCUGUUGCCACGGUGACUAGCCCAUCUCUGGCAAAGUCUGCAGACGUCCACUCACAGCCAUACCCAGCCCAGUCUUUCCCCCCUCCUUCGGCCGUCCUGCCCGCUCGGGCCUCGCCCAACCAGCCGGCACAGGAUAAGCUCCCAGCCUAUGAGAGAGGAGUUCGUUAUUUCAGCCUGACCGACAGCCAAGAGAACAACCCACCCAUCACGGACUACCCACCCUCACCGGAGGUCCUGAGCCAACAAGCUCACGGCAAGGGCGUGGCCGCCGCACCGCCAGCCAACGAGCAGAGACGCGGGGAGGACGGUGGGCGGAGAAUCGGGUUGCCGGAGAGAGGGGAACACGAGCCCCCUCAUGCCGUCAAUCAGCGCCAACAUACACACGCAGCUACACACAGUCACUCUCUCAAUGGUGGCAAGGGGGAGGUAGAGCUGAGCCACCGGCUAGAGAGGGAGCGUGAUGAAUCGAGGGAGCGAGACUGGGAGAGCAGCAAGGAGAAAGCACUCGUCUCGCAAGGUUACCUCACGCCCGAUGCUUCACGGAUCAGAGCCGGUAUUUCAGAUGUUCCCAAGCCUGCUCUUCCAGCACAUCCCGUGAGCACCGAAGCACCUUCCUAUCAAAGCCCUUCAUACACUUCAUCACCUGACUACCUGCAGCACAGCUCUCCUUACACUUCACCUCAACCCCAACCAAAGCCAGUUCUGCAGCACUUCCAAACCUCCCCUCACACACACAUCCGUCCUCAACCGGAGCCUCACAUUUCCCCUCAAACGUCACCUCUUGCUCGUCCCAGACCCCCGCAAAACAUCCAAUCUCCUCCACCGCCUCCUCCUGCACCGCAUAUUUACACAGAAUUUCCUGGACAGGUCCAAACCAGAGGAUCCCCUCAGAACCAACCCAGGCCUCAAACCUUUAGCCCUACUCAGUGUUAUUCUUAUAGCUCUUCACAGAUUAAAACCCCACCUCAGACACAGCCCAAACCCCAGUACGUUUCACCAGUUCAGACCCAGCAUUCCCCUGUGGCUCAGGAGGAAGCAGAGACAAUGACGUCCUUGUCCAUCAAAGAAAGGUUGGCCAUGUUGAAGAAGAGUGGUGAGGAAGAUUGGAAGAACAGAAUGAACAAGAAACAGGAGGUUGCUCAGGAAGUCACAUCAAUAAGCAGCCAACUAUGGGAGGAGCAAGGAUUGAAGGAGAAGGAAGAAAGGACUGUUAUUGAGGAGUUUGCAUCGUCUGAGCGGGUUUGGGAGCCUGUUUUUGCCUCUACCUAUUCUCCUCCUCCUUUCCAUUCACCUCAAAAAUGUCAGCCUAUAGACCAUCCACACAAGAGGCUGGAUGAAGAGGGAGAAGGCCAGAUGUCUGUCGAAGAGCGGAAACAGAUGAUCUGUACCCGAGACGAGGCGUGGCAAAGCACUGGAAAGGGAGUGGUGAAUGAUUCCGCCCAGUACACCGUGGCUGCCCGGAUGGUGAAGAAAGGUUUGGCUGCUUCCUCUGCAGUGAUCAGUCCCAUUCUGUCUCCAGUUGCUGCUAAAAUGAAGAACGGUGCAUCAGCAAUAUCCAAACCACAGGAGGAAAUUGAAGUUCGAGCCGAUAUGGAAUCUGACAAGAAACUAGACAAGCUGGAGACGUUUUUGGGACGUUUAAACAAUAAGGUGACGAACCUGCAGGAAUCGACGCUCGCGGUCACAGACAAAGCGGUCAAAGAAGUGAUGCGACUGGAUGAUGAAAUCUUCUCCAAGUUUUACCGUCAUGUAGCGGAUAUUCCAUGCAGCAUAACCAGGGUGCCGUUCGAGUAUGACUUUGAUGCCAUCUUCGGCAAACAUACGCCAAAGUUGGCAUCAGCAAUGGUGCAGCACAAGAGAGAAGUGCGUCCCUCGCGCAACGUUCAGGCUUCACGCAACCCGCUGAAGGUUCUGGCAGCGAGGCAGGACAUCAGACACGAGUACACCGAAGAGAGACUCAACGUCGGUCUUCUGGAGAGCAAACGGAUCAAAGAGACGAAGAUGAGCAAGAGCUCCAGUAUAUCCGACGCCGCUCUGGCUGGCUUGGCGAGUAAGGAGAACUACAGCAGUGUAAGUUUACGCAGCGUCAGCUUCUCAGAGCAGGUGUCCAACAACAGCGCUUCUCCAUAUAAAAAGCUUAUGCUCAUACAAGUCAAAGGCCGCCGACACAUCCAGACCAGACUCGUCGAGCCCAGAGUCUCGUCUCUGAACAGCGGCGACUGUUUUCUACUGGUUACGUCUGAGCACUGCUUUGUUUGGAUAGGAGAGUUUUCAAACGUCAUUGAGAGGGCAAAGGCAUCCGAGCUAGCCUCUUUCAUCCAGUUAAACCAUGACCUUGGUUGCCGGGCGACACAAGUAGAGACUGUCGAGGAGGGAAUAAACUCGCAAAGCCCUGCAGCGGCCGAGUUUUGGAAAAUUCUUGGAGGACCAGCCAGCUAUCAGCCGGCUGGUCCCCCAGAAGAGGACGAGUUUUUUGAGUGUGCCGUCGUGGAGACGAAUUGCAUCUUCCGUCUGGUGGACGAUAAGCUUCUACCUGACGAUGAUUACUGGGGCAGGGUUCCUCGCAGCGCACUCCUAGGAUCUAAGGAGGUGGUGGUUUUUGAUUUCGGCAGCGAGGUGUACGUGUGGCAUGGUAAAGAAGUCACUCUGGCGCAAAGGAAGGUGGCAUUCCAGCUGGCCAAGCAUCUGUGGAAUGGCACCUUUGACUACUCCAACUGCGAUAUCAAUCCACUAGACCCUGGAGGAUGCAAUUCACUCAUACCUAGGAAGGGUCAAGGCAGACCAGACUGGGCUAUUUUUGGCAGACUGACGGAACAUAAUGAGACCUGUUUGUUUAGAGAGAAAUUUCUGGACUGGAGAGAGACUGCAGGUUCCCCACCAAAAAACGGCAAUGAACAGUCCUUUGAGCAGAAGGGUCCAGCUUUUCAUUCUGAGUUUGCAGCCUAUGAUGUGGCUCUGAUGCUUCCGGUGCUCCAGUCCCCCAUCAGCAUGAUUCUUGACGGCCAGGACGUAGGUCGAGGUCACGGCCCUGUGGACAGUGGAUCUUUUGAGGACCGUCUGCGCUCUGUCGAGAUCAGCACAAUCUGUGUGGACGUCUGGCACGUCCUGGAAUUCGACUACAGCCGUCUGCCCAAGCAGAGCAUCGGUCAGUUCCAUGAAGGAGACGCCUACGUGGUGAAAUGGAAGUACAUGGUCAGCGUGGCAGUGGGCAACCGGCAGAAGCCAGAGCAGGUCCGCAGUGCCGGUCCAGGACGAGAAAAGUGCUGCUAUUUCUUUUGGCAGGGCAGGAACUCUUCUGUCAGUGAAAAAGGAACGUCAGCACUGAUGACGGUUGAGCUGGACGAGGAGAGAGGAGCACAGGUGCAAGUGCAGCAGGGCAAAGAGCCGCCAUGCUUCCUGCAGUGCUUCAAUGGUGGCAUGAUAGUGCAUUCUGGGAAAAGGGAGGAAGAGGAGGAGAACAUUCAUAAUGAAUGGCGUUUGUACUGCGUCCGUGGCGAGGUGCCAGUAGAGGGCCACCUGCUGGAGGUGGCGUGUCACUGCAGCAGUCUCCGUUCUCGCACCUCUAUGAUUUUGCUCAACAUCAACAAAGCACUCAUCUACCUCUGGCACGGCUGUAAGACUCAAACCCAUACCAGAGAGGUUGCGUGUACCGGCGCCAACAAGAUCAAAGAACAGCGACCGCUGGAAGCAGGGCUGCAUAGCAGUUGCAACGUGACCAUCUAUGAGUGCGAAGAAGGGGCAGAGCCACUGGAAUUCUGGGAAGCUUUAGGCAGGAAAGAUCGUAAGGCGUAUGACUGUAUGCUUCAAGAUCCUGGAAAAUUCAACUUCACCCCACGUCUCUUUCAACUGAGUAGUUCGUCGGGCGAUUUUGUGGCACAGGAGUUUUUCUAUCCAUCCAGAGCAGCAGACAGUGUCAGUGCUUUUCCUUUCCUACAGGAGGAUUUGUACUCAGCACCACAGCCUGCUCUGUUUCUGGUUGAUAACUACCACGAGGUUUACCUGUGGGAGGGCUGGUGGCCACAAGACACAGAAACCCCAGGUUCAGCUCGUAUCCGCUGGGACGCCGACAGGAAGUGCGCAAUGGAAACCGUGCUCCGCUACUGCCGAGAAAAGAAUGAAAAGAAUACACAGAAGUCAUAUUUGAUUCAUGCUGGACUAGAGCCUCUUACUUUUACCAACAUGUUCCCCAGCUGGGAGCACCGUGAGGAUAUUGCCGAGGCCACCGAAGGGGAGGCAGAGAUGCAUAACCAGAUCACUUUGGUGGAAGACGUCCUGUCUCGCCUUUGCCAAAGCACUUUUCCACUCGAGGCGCUGCGGCGCCGGCCCCUUCCGCACGGCGUCGACCCGCUGCGACUUGAAAUCUACCUAUCAGACGAGGACUUUGAGACGGCCCUGGAGAUGACCAGGGAGGAGUAUGAGGCUUUGCCGGGGUGGAAGCAAGUCAACCUUAAAAAAGCCAAAGGACUCUUUUAGGUUUUUUUUGUGUUGAUCUGACUUUUUAAUGCCAUGGUCACUUGUUCUGUGUUUCUGUGGUUACAAGGCCACGAGGUACAAGGUUACAAGGUAAUUCCCACACAGAACCAGAUGACAAUCAUGCUAUUAGUCACUCUACGUCCCUCACAAGUGUGCCACCCUGCUCCACUGUUCGUCUCUAUUCAAUCCUGAGGUCGGGAGGACGUGACUGAUGUGUUUUUGUGUUUUUGCACUUUUAACUUCUCACCACUGUGUGUCACGUGUCUAUGAAACUGCUGUAAAGUAAAGCUCUUUAUUUUUACCCCACCUCUUUACAGUAAUAGGAUGGGGGGAAAAAAGCAGUUCUGUUUUUUGUCUUCCUGUCUUGUCUGAAGUCUUUUACAGUGCUGCUAUGUGUGUGUGGGUGCUUAAAGAACACUUGGCUCAUUUUAAAAAGUGUUUACAAUAGUUAUAUACAUUGUCUGAUUAUUUUCAGUUGCUUUUUACAUGUCAAGUGUGAACAUUUUCUCGCUGUGUGGAUCAUGUUUGUUCAAAAUAUUGAAGGAAGGGAAAUAAUAAUGAUUAUAAAGAAUAAUUAUUAAAUGAAAUACUGUAAAUGUA
Trichomycterus rosablanca is the source of this 8768-nucleotide messenger RNA. RefSeq names its product supervillin b (gene svilb). Gene Ontology annotation, molecular function: actin filament binding; phosphatidylinositol-4,5-bisphosphate binding. Gene Ontology annotation, biological process: barbed-end actin filament capping; actin polymerization or depolymerization; cytoskeleton organization. NCBI's taxonomy places the organism in Eukaryota, Metazoa, Chordata, Actinopteri, Siluriformes, Trichomycteridae. The transcript is spliced from 38 exons. Gene Ontology annotation, cellular component: cytoplasm; actin cytoskeleton. The coding region runs from base 72 to 8168 and encodes 2698 amino acids. The record is from RefSeq and is a predicted model, not a curated record.